Dama dama (fallow deer) is the source of this 3121-nucleotide messenger RNA. RefSeq names its product zinc finger protein 853 (gene ZNF853). Gene Ontology annotation, molecular function: DNA-binding transcription factor activity, RNA polymerase II-specific; RNA polymerase II cis-regulatory region sequence-specific DNA binding. The transcript is spliced from 3 exons. NCBI's taxonomy places the organism in Eukaryota, Metazoa, Chordata, Mammalia, Artiodactyla, Cervidae. Gene Ontology annotation, biological process: regulation of transcription by RNA polymerase II. Bases 381 to 2279 code for a protein of 632 amino acids. The record is from RefSeq and is a predicted model, not a curated record.
UCCGCCCUCGGCGCCCGCGAUGGUCCCGCCCUGAGCCCCGCGCUGGUUCGGGGCGCUGGCUCCCCCCGCCUCCCGCCCCAGGGGGCCCACACGAACUUCUGCUCUUGAACUCCGCUCUGCCCCCCUUCUUUUGGCCCAGGGCGACCUCGGCAACCCUGACAGCGACAGACCCGUCCCAAGUGACCAGAAAGGCCCCCCGGGUGGCCCAGCACCUCCCCGGCUCUUUCUGGAUGGGGGCGCCUGGCGAAGGAGCUGGCUGAACGCUCUGGCCUUCCCCUUCCAGCCCCUGCUGACCACACCUUCCCUAGCGCCCAGGCUGCCUGCAGAGCAGGCGAUGCUUGUGCCAGCCAGCUCCCCAGGAUCUUGGUCUGACCGCCAGGAUGAAGGUGAGGCGGGCAACCAAGACCUUCGUGCGGAAGCCUCGCCGUCUUAAAGAUGGGAGCCUGGGGCCCGACACCCCCUCAGGGGGCAGCGGUGGGAGUGUGAGUCAGGAGGGAGAAAACGGUCAGGAGAGGAGCAGCAGCCCACCGCGGCCAGCAGUCUCAGCUCCCAAGCGGGCCAGUGAAGUCGCUGAGGAGACCGUGUCGGGACGGCAGAAGCUGCACACCCAACAGUCCAAACAGCCGCCAGAGCGGCAGCCACACAGCCAAGGGUCAGGACCUCAGCCAGAGUCGCCGCGGCAGCAAGAUGGGCGAGAGCCGCUGCCCCAGCCGCAGCCAGAACUGCAGGAAGAACCCCGGUCUGCGCCACAGGGGCCGCCGAAACCGCGGCUGCGGCUGAUGCCGCGGCAGAAACCGUCACGGGAGCAGCCCAGGCAGGUGCGGCGGCCGUCCCGGCUGCGGCGGGGACGGUUCCAGCGGCAGGAACGGCAGGAAAAGCCCAUGCGUGUGCCGUAUGAGCAGCAGAGGCAGCUGCCGCGGCCGGAGCAACCGGAGGAGGGGGCCGUGCGAGAACAGCCGCCGCCACAGGACUUGCAGCAGGGAUGGCCGCAGCUGCCGCAGCAAGAGGUGCAACCGCUGCCGCAAGGGGUGCAGCAGCCUCAGCAGCCUCAGCAGCAGGAGUCAUUGCAGCCGCAGCAAGAGCAGCCCCAGCACCAAGGACAGUUGCAGCAACAGCUGUUGCAGCCGCCGCCGCCGCCGCCGCCGCGGGAACAGUUAGAGCCGCAGCGGGAGCACUUGGAGCUGCAGCAGCAGCUGCAGAAGCAGCAGGAGCAGUUGCAGCUGCUGCAGCAGCAGCAAGAACAGCUGGAGCUGUUACUGCAGCAGCUGCAGCCCCGGCCUCCGGGGCCGCAGGAGGAGGAGGAGGAGGAGGUGGAGCUGGAGCUCAUGCCGGUGGACGUGGAGUCCGAUCCGGAGCUGGAGCGGCAGCGGCAGGAGCUGGAGCGGCAGCAGGAGCAGCGGCAGCUGCAGCUCCAGCUUCAGGAGCAGCUGCAGCAGCUGGAGAAGCAGCUGGAGCAGCAGCUGGCCCAGCCGCCGGAGGUGCAGCUGGAGCUGACGCCGGUGGAGCCCGGGGCCCAGCCGCCCGAGCUGCAGCUGGAGCUGACCCCUGUGCCGCCCGAGCUGCAGCUGGAGCUGGUGCCGGCCGCCGCGGGGGCGCCCGCCGCGGUGGUGGUGGCGCCCCCGGGCUACGUGGUGCUGCAGGAGCUGAUGGUGCUGCCCGCGGCAGCCGUGUCGGCGCCCUCGAUCGUGGCCGUCCCGGGCCCGCCGGGCGGCGGAGCGGCCCUGACGCCGGCCCGGCCGCCGCGACGGCGGCGGCGCGCCCGGGACCGGCCGACCAUCUGCGGGGAGUGCGGCAAGGGCUUCAGCCGCAGCACGGACCUGGUGCGGCACCAGGCCACGCACACGGGCGAGCGGCCGCACCGCUGCGGCGAGUGCGGCAAGAGCUUCUCGCAGCACUCGAACCUGGUGACGCACCAGCGCAUCCACACGGGCGAGAAGCCCUACGCGUGCCCGUACUGCGCCAAGCGCUUCAGCGAGAGCUCGGCGCUCGUGCAGCACCAGCGCACGCACACGGGCGAGCGGCCCUACGCCUGCGGCGACUGCGGCAAGCGCUUCAGCGUCUCGUCCAACCUGCUGCGCCACCGCCGCACGCACUCGGGCGAGCGGCCCUACGCCUGCGAGGACUGCGGCGAGCGCUUCCGCCACAAGGUCCAGAUCCGCCGCCACGAGCGCCAGCUGCACGGCGCCGGCCGCUCCCGGGGCCUCGGCCUGCUCCGCGGCGCGCGCACGGCUGCCGGGGGCACCCCGCGCGCCGAGCCGGCGGCGGACAAGGCGCCCUGACCCGGGGUCGGGGCUGGGGACGGGGCGCCGAGGUCGGGGAGGGCGCAGCUUCCCCCGCACCCGGGAGCCCCGCGCGCGCUUGGAAGUUUUGACCGUGUUCCGCAACAUCCUGGAAUAUCGCUGGGACAUCGCUGGCAUCCUUUUUCCGGGCCAACUGAGUGACGGACCGAUUCACCCUCGGAAACACUCCAGGGAGGAAAUCGACGAGGCUAAAGCGGCACGGAGGUGGCACAUUGCCGCCCACAGCACAUAGUUCAGGGUCGUCUUUGGGUACCAGUUUCUCCCCCAGGGAAACUGGACUUGACUGGAGCUGAGAGUCACAGGGGAAAACGCCCAACGGCAGGACGAGACGUUGGGUGCCAUUCGACAGAGCUCCAACACUAACCAGGGAAGCCGACAUACGUGGUAUAACGCACGUGAAAGAGUCCUGGUGAAAAUUAUUUCAUGGGGGAAGAGGAAAUUUAUCUGCACUACGUAGAAAACUGAUCAAGGCAUUCAGUUGUCCUCAGUGGCUUUUGCCUUGAAAAUACGCGAAUGAAAGUUCAUCAGGGUGGAUGAAAUCCUGAUGUAAAUGUUUUGUGUUCAUGAACACAGGGUCCCAGCGUCCGCUGGGUCAAUGUGCAAAGGCCAGGAAGUCCACUCUGGGCGAAGGUGAAACCUUCCCUCCAGUGUCACACCCAAGCAAGCUUCCGAGGCAGUCGCUGGGGUAUUCCCAGGCUCACAGUCCGUCCCUAAAUCCUCUUGAAUAGAAGCCCGGGGGCGGAAGCAGAGGGCAUUCUGCGAGUGCUGUCCAAGGUCCUAAGGGGUGGUCCUUCCAUCUCUCCCACAGACCUCCCGUAGCG